GAGGAGAGAGAGAGAGAGAGAGAGAGAGAGAGAAAUGAUGGAGAAGAUAAAAGAUGAUGAUAAUCAAAUCGUUGGAAAUGGUUCAUCUUAUUGUUUCGAGAAUCAUUUCAUUGGAAUAAUAAAAUCAAAGGAAUUGAGAAUAAGGUGAAUUGAAAAAGAAAACAGUUUCUCUCAAUUUCUAAUGUUUUUCUAUCAUUUAAAUUAUUAAUUAAUUUCUCUUCCUGUUAUCAUCAUCAUGUUAAUGUCUAUUGUCCAUCAUGUGAAAUUGAAAUUCAUCACGAUAAUCCUGUGAGAGACAAUCAACCAGCGACCAUUUUGUUUUAACUACCAAGUUUAUUAUGUUUUCCUUUAAUUGUAUCAACUUAUUAUCGUGUUGGUCAACAUAAAAUCAUUGGAAGGGGAAUAGUAAAAAUGGACUGGAUUCAUUUCAAUUUUCGAGAUUAACUCAAUUUAAUUGCAAUCGAAAUAAUCUCACCAUGAAUUGAAUUAUUCAGUAUUUUCUCUCGGUGUUUAUGUUUUUCUCCUUUAUUUUUAUUCUUUUCUAGGCCCUGGACCCAAAAUAUGCUCUUUUUGACUUCAUUAACCUUCUAUUCUCGAAGUGAACUAAACUGUGACCCUUAUUCACUAUUCGACUCGUUGAUUUUAUUGACAAUUAAUUCAUUUUCCAUCCAAUUAAAACAAUUGGUUACCAAGGUUUCGUCGGUGAUGAAGUCUCGUUUCUCUUCAAGUUCAGGAUUUAAUCUUAUUCAUUUGAUUAUCUUCUCGGUAGAUCGACAAUCAACUAAUCAUCUAAUUAAUAUAAAUAAUCUUCCCAUCAAAUAUUAUCUUUACAAUUUUCACCAAUUAACAGCAAUGAUCUCGUUUGUGUUCCCAUUUCUUGGACUAAUAAUCAUUGGUCAUUCAGUCAUCACCACCUAUGGUCAUCCAUGUGGGGCUGAAGCGGCCGAGGACACAAUCGAUGCCUUCUUGGAGCAACCGUUAUUUAGCACAGUUAAGGUUUGGCAUCUUGUUAUGAUCCUCAUGUUGAUCGGCAUAAUCGCUACGAUUGUGGCCUGUUGCAUAAUGCGAUGCCGAAUACCUCGAACUAAGCAAGAGAUUGAAGCGGAUGCGAUUCGAAAGAAGGUAACUAAACAAUUUCGAGCUCAUUUGAACAAAAUACCCAUCGAAGGAAUGGAACUAAUAGGAGUGCUCAACGAAGUCAAAGAUUACGAAGAGGAGAGAAUACAAAAAGGAACAAUCGAAGAAAAGAAAACUCUAAUGAAGAGAUUAAAGGCACUUUUCUCAUCGGAUAAACAAGAUUCUAUGGAAAGAUCAGUUUCUAAGGACGAAGGCGACAUCGAAGAUAAUAAAGAUGACCAAGGUGAAGAAAUGAACGAAAAAUCGGCUUCAACUAAUCCGAAAUUAAUCAACACCAUUGUUUCAAUUACUUCGGACGUCGAUCAGAUCACAGUGUCCAGUCCAACUUUAUCAUCUAAGGAAAAAUAUUGACCAUAUGAUUAGUGUUACAACUUUCAAAUUGAUUGAUAACAAUCAAAGUUAAUCAAAGUGACUUGAUUUUUAUCAAUUUUGUGAACCAUUUAAAGUGCAAAACGCAAACAUUGAGUGUUUAUCAAAGCUAAUUAAUGGAUCCAUUGUGAUUAAUCAACAAUUAAGCCUUUUCCUUUUCUUACCAAUAAAUUAUUACUUCAUUUUUCAACAA
This is a messenger RNA of Panonychus citri (citrus red mite), 1699 nucleotides long. RefSeq lists its product as uncharacterized. The coding region runs from base 562 to 1488 and encodes 308 amino acids. The transcript is spliced from 3 exons. Lineage: Eukaryota; Metazoa; Arthropoda; Arachnida; Trombidiformes; Tetranychidae. The record is from RefSeq and is a predicted model, not a curated record.